GAUUUGGUGGAAACCCUAAAAUAGAGGAUUCUUCGACCUCCCCCAAUCCAGGGUUUCUAGCGGGAACCGAAGCUCGGGUUAAUUCAGAUAUCGGUGGAAUGGGGAGAGAAUUGCAGAAGCAGCCGCAGCAGGAGAUGGCGUCCGCCGUGGAACAGCUGCUCGCUGUAAAUCCUUACAAUCCCGACAUCCUCCCCGAUCUCGAAAACUACGUGAACGAGCAGGUCUCAUCCGAAACGUACAGCUUAGAUGCUAAUCUAUGCCUUCUUCGCCUCUAUCAGUUCGAGCCCGAGAGGAUGAGUACUCAAAUUGUGGCUCGCAUCUUGGUCAAGGCUCUGAUGGAAAUGCCAGCUCCAGAUUUCAGCCUGUGUCUCUUUUUAAUUCCAGAAAGAGUGCAAAUGGAGGAUCAAUUCAAGACUUUGAUUAUACUUUCCCACUAUUUGGAGACUGGAAAGUUCCGUCAAUUCUGGGACGAAGCUGCUAAGAAUCGUCACAUAGUUGAAGCUGUGCCAGGUUUUGAGCAAGCAAUUCAAGCUUAUGCAGUUCAUGUUCUUUCCUUGACUUAUCAAAAGGUUCCUAGAUCUGUGCUUGCUGAGGCAAUCAAUAUUGAGGGCCUAUCUUUGGACAAAUUUCUUGAGCACCAAGUUGCAAACUCUGGUUGGAUUCUUGAGAAAGGUCAUGGGAAGGGCCAGCUUAUCGUUAUACCACCCAACGAAUUCAACCAUCCCGAACUGAAAAAGAAAUCCUCCGACAGCAUUCCCUUGGAACACAUCACUCGCAUCUUCCCAAUUCUCGGUUAAUCAAUCCGCUUACUGGUAACUAAUGUUAGUUUCUUCGAUUCGCCUAGUUUUUCGUUUCUGUCGUUUCAUUUGAGGACCUCUGUCAAAUUUUCGACUAUGCCAUGCAAAGGGGGCAGCUAGUCUGAUGUUUAUAUCUGUACCUUAAUCAUGCCAUUUCAUAAUGGUUAUUAGACAUGGAGGGUGCGCCUAGGCGCUGGGGUGAAGCCUGAGGCCUCUGUAAGCCUAGUUUUGAAGCGUUUUCUUUUAAUUAUUGGUUCUAAUUUUGGGUGCCUUAGGACUUGAGUUCCAUAUAAGUAUUAGACCACAUGUUUUAAAUAGUGUUGUUGCCAAUGUUCUUGCCCUCGUUUCCAAUUAUUAUAGGAUCAGUAUGUAUGGUUAUUGA
Molecule: messenger RNA, 1179 nt
Organism: Momordica charantia (bitter melon)
Lineage: Eukaryota; Viridiplantae; Streptophyta; Magnoliopsida; Cucurbitales; Cucurbitaceae
Gene: EIF3K
Product: eukaryotic translation initiation factor 3K
Biological process (GO): regulation of translational initiation
Cellular component (GO): eukaryotic translation initiation factor 3 complex; cytoplasm
Molecular function (GO): translation initiation factor activity; ribosome binding
Source: RefSeq, a predicted model, not a curated record